Molecule: messenger RNA, 3745 nt
Organism: Salvelinus sp. IW2-2015
Lineage: Eukaryota; Metazoa; Chordata; Actinopteri; Salmoniformes; Salmonidae
Product: hepatocyte nuclear factor 3-gamma
Biological process (GO): cell differentiation; anatomical structure morphogenesis; regulation of transcription by RNA polymerase II
Molecular function (GO): RNA polymerase II cis-regulatory region sequence-specific DNA binding; protein domain specific binding; transcription factor binding
Source: RefSeq, a predicted model, not a curated record
GUCCAACUUUUACUCUACUUGCCCACAGCACAUUGACUCACGCACACGGACCGGGGCUUGCACAGGAGCAUUCUGCGGACUUCAUACGGAUCUAGCGUUCCCCAAAGAGCACGUCCGCUUUAGAUAAAUAACCUGUUACUCUUGAUUAUGAAACGAUGGAUGAUUGAUAAAUCGACGAAUAAAUAUUGACAUUUCACUGAAGACCCACUCAUAGCCCGAGGAAGCAUUGUUUUUUUGUUCUUGUUUAUUUUUAUUUUAGUCUUCUAUCUAGUCAGUGGAACUCUUUCGUUAUCUUGGAUUAAAAUUUUACUACUUUUGCUGGAGUCCUGAAUUUUGAGCAGAGACUCAAAGCUAUUAUAAACUCAAACAAGGAUUUGCUGUCUUUCAUUCGCUCAAAUAUAUUUUCUUACUAUAAAAAGUUGUAUUUGGGAUGUUGAGCUCAGUGAAGAUGGAGUCUCAUGAACUGCCAGAGUGGAAUGCCUUCUACAGCGAAGCCAGUGAGAUGUAUGCCUCUCCCACUGCCAUGAAUUCAAUGAGCACCAUCAACAGCUACAUCAACCUGAACCCAGCUGGUUCUCCAGCCACCAUGAACAUGGGCUAUGGCAGCUCUGGGCUCAACAGUCAACUGGCGUCCAUGGGCGGAGGAGCCAACCAUAUGAACCUGUCCCCGGUGACUUCAUCCCUCAACCCCAGCUCUCUCUCCCAGCUGGGCUCCCCAGGCCCUUCCCUGGGCUCCCUCUCCCACUACCAGAACAUGGGCCAGCCCAUGAGCCAGCUGAGCUACCCCUCUCCCACCUCCCUCAACCGGGCCAAGGAGGUUCCCAAGCCCUACCGCCGCUCACUGACCCACGCCAAGCCACCUUACUCCUACAUCUCCCUCAUCACCAUGGCCAUUCAGCAGUCCGGCAGCAAGAUGCUCACCCUCAAUGAGAUCUACCAGUGGAUAAUGGACCUGUUCCCCUACUACCGCGAGAACCAGCAGCGCUGGCAGAACUCCAUCCGCCACUCGCUGUCCUUCAACGACUGCUUCGUCAAGGUGGCCCGCUCGCCCGACAAGCCCGGCAAAGGCUCCUACUGGGCCCUGCACCCCAACUCAGGCAACAUGUUUGAGAACGGCUGCUACCUGCGCCGCCAGAAGCGCUUCAAGAUCGAUCAAGAGAAGGCUGCAAAGAAGUCUGGCAAGGCCCAGGAGGGAGGCUCGGGGAAAGGGGGCCAUGGAGACAGCCUGAUGGAGGAGCACAGCCCAGCGGGGGGCUCAGAGGGGGCCGACUCGGCCCACUCUGACAACUCGCACCCUGGUUCCUCCUCAGAGGAGCAGCAGCAGAGGAGCAUGGUCCAGCUGGACUGCCCCCCACAGCCCCAGUCCCACGUCCAGAGCACCCCUGUGGCAAUCACCUCCUCCUUGCCCUCCUCCACCCCUCUCCUCCACUCCCAGGUCAUGGGAGGCAGCCCCCAUCUCCUCCCGAGCGCCAUGCAUAAUCUGGACCUGCAGAACGACCCUCACAAGGCCAUGGAUCCCCACUACAACUUCAACCACCCCUUCUCCAUCACCAACCUCAUGUCCAAUGAGCAGAAGAUGGAUCUGAAGACGUACCAGGACCAGGUGAUGGCCUACAAUGGCUACGCCUCCUCUCCGAUAGCAGCCAAGCAGAUCUACGACAGCGCAGGACCCUCGGUCAUGGACUCUGGGGCCUACUACCAAACCCUCUACAGCCGGUCGGUCCUCAAUGCCUCCUAACAUGGAGGCCUCUGGACCACAGCCAAGUGGUGCUGACAAGGACUUUUAGCAGCCUUGAAAUCCCAAAGUGUAAGAUGGCUGCCAUUGAAAGUCUACUCACGAGGGGCCAAAGGGACGAAAUAGCAUUUAGCAGAGCUGAAUACACAGUUGAUCAGGGAAACCCUGCAGUUACAUGAAGUAGAAGACAAAGGUAAAACCCAGUGCUGGAUGGACACCCAUUCAUCAGAAGGUCUUUAAAACUGCUACAUUCAUAAAUUCACACCGAAGUCAUGUCCCCCCUUUGCCAUUUUUUUUGCCAUUUUUACACUAUUUCAAACUGGGUUUUUAGUUUGUUCAACAGACAAGCAGGACUACUUGGGUUGUCCACAUUGUAAAUAGACGGAGUGGGGGAAAGGAGAUGUGCAUUUAUUUAUGAAGGGAAGAAAAUUAAUAUAUCUUGUACAGUGCUGUAUAGACAAGUUACAAAACAAAUGUGACAUGAAACAAUUUGAGGGAUUGUGGGAGUGAGAAAAGGUUCAGGUUACUGCUUCGAGGCAGUUGUUACUGCAUUACAGGGAAUUCUUGUUGUGUUUUAGAGCAUGAUGCUUCAUUCCUAUUCAUAACAUGCUGUUUUAAUCUCUUCAAAUACACAUCUGUGAACACAAAUGAGCUGCCAUGGUUCAUUUUUACAAGUGGUGGAAGGCUGUUGUUUUUACUGAUAAGAGAGCCAUUUCUUGGAUUCUUUUUACCAGAUAUCCAUUUUAACUGAUAAGAGAGCCAUUUCUUGGAUUCUUUUUACCAGAUAUCCAUUUUAAGGAAAAAAAAUGAAGUCUGUUUGUUUAAAAAGGGAUAAAACUGUGGUAGAUCUAAUUUCAGCUUUGUUUGUCUGUUUUUAAAACAUGAUUUUUUUCAGAGGACCCUUUCAUUAUCAAUGAUGAGAGCCUGGUGUUUCACAGCUCUUCAUGGCAUAGGAUAUUUUGGAAUGGCUUCACAUUAUAUUACACACCAUACCAAGGGUUAGGAGGGAGAGGAGCCAUGGAAUGUCAGUUACUAAGAUAGGAGUUGAAUGAAAAUGCAUUAAGAGGACUAUUUACAUACAGUACUUUGCACAAGAGUUCCCACCAUUUUGCACAGCUGGGGUGGCCCUGAUAGUGUAUGUUACAACAAUGCUAUGUAAUGACCUUCUUUUUUUUUGGUGGUCCAAUUAGAAUUGGACCACUGUAACAAUGUCAAAGCAACAUUGAGCUUUAUGUUGCAACCCUCAUCUUCAAAGUGCCUUUCAAGAUGUUCUGAUAAUGGAGGACCAAUAACUGAAUAUUCACCGAAGGAACACUUUUUGAAAUAUAAACCAUGAGUUUCAGGUCAGAAAUACUGUUUUUAUUUCUUGUAUUUUAGUUUUUAAAGACUUAUUUAAACUACGUUGCUUUUCAGACUUGGAAAAAUAUGUUUAUGUACAUAUUGUGAGGUUGUUGUUCAUGGUUUGAAUCUUGUGAUUUGAAUGAUUACUGUUUUUCUUAUUAAAAAGCAAAUUUGGGGGGAGAAACACGAUUGUUGUCUGUUCCGUUGAAGGAAAUAUAUACGUGAGAUCAUCUAUAGACUUGAUGAAAUGGGUGUAUAUGUUAUUUUACAAAAUCCUUUAAAAUAAUUUAAAGACGUAUCAUGAAAAAAAUGAAAAAAAUCAAAUACAUCUGAUAUGUCGUUUACAUGUUAAUUUUGUUUUUAUUUACAAUUGGAUGGUAACACAGAGGCUCUGUGAUGUCGGUCUUGCUGCAGGAUUGACAGGUUCAGCUGAAUUAUAGGGUUGUUGAAACAGCUCCCUACAGUACCAAAUUACUCUUGUAUGUGACUUUUGGGUAGGUUAGACUAAACAGUGUGGAACUCAUGCUGGCCCUCUGGCCCCAACAUAAACUGGCUUCUAGACACUACUGUAUUGUGAAUCAUCUCAAACAGAGUGUUUCAAUCAGUAUUGGGUGCCUUCACAUUUUAACAAAAAGCAUAAUUCUAGGUAUUAAAAAAUCUCUAAUUGCA